AUGGGUAAUCAAAACGACCCAAUUUCCAAAUUUGCAACAACUCUCAGCUUUUCAGGUCCCAACCCCCAAGUGUCUCUGUGCUACUUCUUCCAUCCAGCCCAGCCUCUCAGAUCCAAACGGUUUUCUCAAGAAACGUAUGCUCAUGUUCAACCCCACCUACCUGAAACAAAAAAAAUUUGAAUUUCUUCACGCAACAACAAAAACAGAGCAACGGCAACGAAUCCCUCCUCAAAGGUUUUUUCCUCCGACGAAUGCAGGGAUUGGUGUUGAAUUUGAGCUUGUGAGAGAGCGGAAUUCGGAUUCGUGAAAAAAAAAAAAUUUGUGAAAAUUGGAGAAUUCGGCGACGACGAAGAUGGCGAGGAGCUCGUUGGAGGAGAUGCUGGACUCGCUGCGGCGGAGAGACGAGUCCGAUAAGCCGAAGGACAUGCCGCCGGCAUUGCCGUCUCGGCCGCUGUCGAGAGCUCGGCUUCCGUCGGCUCGCCGCUCUCUGCCGAACAACUUCAAGGUCGGCGACGGCGGCGGCGGCGGCGGCAUGGGAGAGUAUUCGCCGAGGGCGUUGAAUGUGAAGGAGGAAGGGAAGAGGAAAGAGAGCGAUUUCGGGACUAAGAGAGGGAGCUUUGGGAGCAAGAAGAUGAAGAAAGAUCAGAAUGCGGAGUCGCCGUACGCUUUGGAGACCGUUGCGGAGGAGGGAGAGGGUGGUAGGAAUGCCCGAAAGGAGGUUUCGGGUUCGGAUCGUGGCUCCGCCGUGACGUGUGUCUCGCCGCCACCAACGAUGAAGUCGAAGGAAUUGGAUUGGAACGAUAACAUUGGUUAUUUCAUCAAAAAGAAACUUCAUGUUUGGUGUCAGCUCCCAAGUGGGCAGUGGGAGUCAGGAACAAUACAAUCAACUUUAGGGGAUGAAGCACUUGUUUCACUCUUUAAUGGAAAUGUGAUAAAAGUGCUCACAGGAGAACUCAUACCUGCAAACCCAGAUAUAUUGGAUGGUGUAGAGGAUCUUAUACAGCUUAGUUAUUUGAAUGAGCCAUCAGUUCUAUACAAUCUUCGAUACAGAUAUUCUCGGGAUAUGAUUUAUAGUAAAGCCGGUCCAGUUUUAAUUGCAGUUAAUCCCUUCAAAGUUGUACAAAUUUAUGGAAACGAUUUUGUCACAGCUUAUCGACAGAAACUUACAGAUGCCCCUCAUGUUUACGCCAUAGCAGACUCUGCUUAUAAUGAGAUGAUGAGAGAUGAAGUAAAUCAAUCCAUAAUCAUAAGUGGGGAAAGUGGAGCUGGGAAAACUGAGACGGCUAAAAUUGCAAUGCAAUACUUGACUGCUCUUGGUGGUGGCAGUUGUGGGAUAGAGUCUGAAAUACUUCAGACAAAUUAUAUACUGGAAGCAUUUGGGAAUGCAAAAACUUCAAGAAAUGACAACUCUAGCCGAUUUGGGAAGUUGAUUGAGAUUCAUUUUAGUUCACUGGGGAAGAUUUGUGGUGCUAAAAUCCAAACUUUUCUGUUAGAAAAGUCAAGAGUAGUGCAACUGGUCAAUGGCGAGAGGUCAUACCAUGUCUUUUACCAACUUUGUGCUGGUGCUUCAUCAGUUCUUAAAGAGAAACUGAACCUAAGAAUGGCUAGUGAGUACAGGUAUCUUAAUCACAGUGAUUGCUUGGCAAUUCAUGGUGUUGAUGAUGCUCGGAAAUUUCAUAUGCUCAUGGAAGCCCUAGACAUUAUUCAAAUUAGCCAAGAAGAUCAAGAGCACACAUUUAGAAUGCUUGCUGCAGUAUUGUGGCUGGGGAACAUAUCAUUCCAAGUGAUUGACAAUGAAAACCAUGUAGAGGUGUUGGCAGAUGAAGCUAUAACCAAUGCUGCUGGGUUGUUGGGUUGCAGUUCCCAGGAACUGAUGGUAGCUUUAUCUACCCGUAAAAUCCAAGCAGGCAAGGAUAGUAUUGCUAAAAGAUUGACAUUGCAGCAGGCGAUUGAUGCAAGAGAUGCAUUGGCAAAACUUAUAUAUGCAAGCAUGUUUGACUGGCUUGUAGAACAAAUCAAUAAGUCACUUGAAGUGCGCAAACAAUGUACUGGGAGAUCCAUAAGUAUCCUUGAUAUAUAUGGGUUUGAGUCAUUCAAGAGGAAUAGCUUUGAACAAUUUUGCAUAAAUUAUGCAAAUGAGAGGCUGCAACAGCAUUUCAACAGGCAUCUAUUUAAACUUGAGCAGGAGGACUAUGAAUUGGAUGGGGUUGAUUGGACAAAAGUUGAGUUCGAAGACAAUCAGGAGUGCUUAGAUCUCUUUGAGAAGAAACCUUUGGGUCUACUAACUUUGUUAGAUGAGGAAUCAAAUUUCCCUAAGGCCACUGAUUUGACAUUCGCCUCUAAGCUUAAGCAGCACCUAAAUUCUAAUUCUUGCUUUAAAGGAGAACGAGGCAGGGCUUUUAGCAUACGUCACUAUGCUGGCGAGGUUCUGUAUGAUACAAAUGGCUUCCUGGAAAAGAACAGAGACCUGCUGCCCGCUGAUUCCAUCCGACUUCUCUCAUCAUGCAGUUGCCAACCACUACGGUUGUUUUCCUCCAAAAUCCCUGACCAGUCCCAGAAACCAGCAAAGUCGUGUCAGAUUACUGCAUUGGACCCCCCAAAACAGAGUGUUGGUGCAAAGUUUAAGGGCCAACUGUUCAAACUUAUGCAACAGCUUGAGAAUACCACACCUCACUUCAUUCGCUGCAUAAAGCCAAAUAGCAAGCAGCUUCCUGGCAUAUAUGAAGAGGACCUUGUCAUGCAACAGCUCAGGUGUUGUGGAGUUUUGGAGGUUGUUAGGAUCUCAAGAUCUGGAUAUCCUACUAGAAUGGCGCAUCAACAGUUUGCUGGAAGGUAUGGGUUCCUACUUUCAGAGACCAAUGCAUCUCAGGAUCCAUUAAGUAUGUCUGUUGCAGUGCUAAAGCAAUUUAAUGUCCUCCCUGAAAUGUACCAAGUUGGUUAUACCAAAGUGUAUCUCAGAACAGGGCAGAUUGGUGCGCUGGAGAAUAUAAGAAAACAAGCUCUGCAAGGCAUACUUGGUUUUCAGAAAUGCUUCCGUGGUCACCAGGCUCGUCGUUUAUUCCAUGAACUCAAGGAAGGAGUGACAACAUUACAAUCAUUUGUUCGUGGUGAAAAUGCCAGAAGGAAGUAUAAUAUAAUGAUAACGUGUUCCACAUCUAGUGCUCCUGAAACACUUGAUGAAUUGCAUGCGGCUGUGCAUUUACAAUCUGUAAUACGAGGAUGGCUGGUUCGGAGGCAUGUCAAUGGUAUGCGUAAUUUGAGGAAGGUACAUCCUGAGAAAGCAAAAUCCAGACGGAGGUCAAGCAGAAAUAUUUCAGAAGUUAAGGAUAUACCACAAGAGCAGGCUCAGGUUCUGCCUUCAGCUUUGGCAGAGCUUCAAAUGCGGGUUCUCAAAGCAGAAGCUACUUUGCAACAAAAGGAAGAGGAAAACACUGCACUGCGGGAGCAGCUACAACAGUUUGAGACAAGGUGGUCAGAUUAUGAGGAGAAGAUGAAAUCAAUGGAGGAUACGUGGCAAAAGCAGAUGGUGUCUUUGCAAAUGAGUCUGGCUGCUGCCAGGAAGAGCCUAGCUGCUGAAAAUGCCCCAGUUCCACCUCGAAAACGCAAUGCUUCUUCACCGCCUCAGAAUUAUGAGUCUGAGGAUAACAUGUCCAUAGGAUCUCGAACUCCUGGUGAAAGCACACCAAUAAAAUUAUCAGGUACAAUUCAUGAUGUUGGAGCAGGGAACAACACUAAUGGUUCUUUGGAUGUAGUCAGCAACCUGGUUAAGGAAUUUGAGCAGCAGAGACAAACUUUUGAUGAUGAAGCCAAAGCUAUAGUUGAGGUCAAAUCAGGGCAGUCAGCUUCUACUGUAAAUCCAGAUGAUGAACUUCGGAGACUUAAAUUCAGGUUUGAGAUGUGGAAAAAAGAAUACAAAGUUAGGUUACGGGAGACGAAGACAAAGCUUCAUAAACUUGGGCAUCCAGAAGGUCGUCGGAAAUGGUGGGGAAAGAGAAGCUUAAGAGCAUCAUAGUACUCUCAUUUUAGAUCAUCUCUGGUGAAGUAUGGACAGAUGGAGGUAUCUCACAAAAUGAUGUCAAAAUACUGCCUAUUUGCCUUUCCAGGAGCUGUCUUUGUUUGUAUUUACAGCCAAAAUAUGGGUAUUCCCAUGGUGUGAAGCAGUCAAGGAAGAGUGUAUAUGUGCCAAUUUUUGAUACUCGGCAGAUGUGUUCAUAAGCUUGUGCAUAGUCAAAUAGGAAUUUUUUGAGAGACUUCAGCCAGUAAGCCUUUCUUAUUGAGUAGUUUAGUGUAUUUGUGUAUAGUCUAUUGUCAUUGAUGUAAUUUGACAAUAUUUUCUACUUAGAAAUGAAGAUAUGGAAGGAAAGUGUUCAUAUUGCC
This is a messenger RNA of Quercus robur (English oak), 4377 nucleotides long. RefSeq names its product myosin-2. Lineage: Eukaryota; Viridiplantae; Streptophyta; Magnoliopsida; Fagales; Fagaceae. The record is from RefSeq and is a predicted model, not a curated record. The coding region runs from base 353 to 4012 and encodes 1219 amino acids. Gene Ontology annotation, biological process: vesicle transport along actin filament; actin filament organization. The transcript is spliced from 26 exons. Gene Ontology annotation, cellular component: myosin complex; actin cytoskeleton; cytoplasm. Gene Ontology annotation, molecular function: actin filament binding; microfilament motor activity; ATP binding.